This is a messenger RNA of Corylus avellana, 2195 nucleotides long. Its product is annotated as Nucleotide-diphospho-sugar transferases superfamily protein. Gene Ontology annotation, cellular component: membrane. Gene Ontology annotation, molecular function: ceramide glucosyltransferase activity. The record is from RefSeq and is a predicted model, not a curated record. Gene Ontology annotation, biological process: glucosylceramide biosynthetic process. NCBI's taxonomy places the organism in Eukaryota, Viridiplantae, Streptophyta, Magnoliopsida, Fagales, Betulaceae.
UUGUCUUCGAAAUAUAAAAAUUACGCGGUCUCUCGCACUAUUCCUUUUCUCUCUCUCUCUCUCUGUCUCUCUCUUCGUGUUCUUCUUCUUCCUCGUCCAUGGUGAUCUGAAGGAGAGGGAGAGAGACGCAGAGAGAGGCUCGGAUUAGCUAAACGUAAGGGCUCUAUUUGUCUUUGACGUCGUCGUUUUUUGGCUUGUUGGAAACCUUAGGCUCAGAGUGGUGGAAAUAGAUUUGUUUUGAACGACAAUGCCUGCAUUGGACGCUUUCGAUUCGUUCCUCUUCUCUCUAAGCAGAGCCUUCUGUAGUCCUUUCGCCGUCUUCGUUCAGAUCCAGGGAUGUCUAAUCUGCUUAAUUCUUGCUUUUGGGUGGGCUUGUGCGGCUUAUGUCAGGAAUAGGCAGAUCAAACAGAUGAAGGACAGUAUGCGACAUGGCAAUAGCUUUUCUUUUCUUUGUUGUGAUGUUAAUGAACUUGAGCACUCUAAUCAGGUUAACCUGCCUAGAGUUUCAGUUGUUAUGCCUUUAAAGGGUUUUGGAGAACACAAUCUACACAAUUGGAGAAGUCAGAUCACGUCUCUUUAUGGUGGUCCUUUAGAAUUUCUUUUUGUGGUGGAAAGUACAGAAGAUCCUGCUUACCAUGCUGUAUCUUUGUUAAUAUCAGAUUUUAAGGAUGAAGUUGAGGCUAAGGUUCUUGUAGCUGGUUUGUCAACAACUUGUAGUCAAAAAAUUCAUAAUCAGUUGGUUGGAGUGGAUAAAAUGCAUAAGGACACCAAGUAUGUGUUAUUCUUGGAUGAUGAUGUUAGGCUUCACCCUGGUUCAAUUGGAGCCCUCACUGCUGAGAUGGAAAAGAAUCCUGAUAUAUUUAUUCAAACUGGAUACCCUCUUGAUUUACCUUCAGGAAGUUUAGGGAGUUACUGCAUCUAUGAAUAUCACAUGCCUUGUUCAAUGGGAUUUGCUACUGGUGGAAAAACAUUCUUUUUGUGGGGAGGGUGCAUGAUGAUGCAUGCUGAUGAUUUUAGACUUGAUCGCUAUGGUGUGGUCUCGGGACUUCGAGAUGGUGGAUACUCCGAUGAUAUGACUCUUGCUGCUAUAGCUGGGGCACAUAAGAGGCUUAUAACAUCACCUCCAGUUGCGGUAUUUCCUCAUCCCCUUGCAAGCGAUCUUACUUUCCCAAGGUAUUGGAAUUACUUGAGGAAGCAAACGUUUGUUUUAGAGUCCUACACAACGAAGGUUAAUUGGAUAAUGAAUCGUGCAUUGUUUACUACCCACUGCUACCUGUCAUGGGGAUUUGUAGCACCAUACUUUAUGUCUAUGAUUCAUAUCACUGCAGCACUUAGAAUUUACAUUAAAGGGUAUUCACUGGAGGAAACUGCCUUGACUUCUGGUGGGUUAUUACUGGUAUGCUGCCUAGCUACAUGCACUGCUAUAGAACUUCUUUCAAUGUGGAACUUGACAAGAAUAGAAGUUCAACUAUGCAACAUGUUAUCUCCUGAGGCACCCAAACUCUCUCUUGCUUCUUACAACUGGACUCUUGUAUUCAUUGCGAUGGUCGUGGAUAACUUUCUAUACCCUGUUUCUGCGAUGCGUUCUCAUUUUUCUCAGUCUAUCAAUUGGUCUGGUAUCCGGUACCAUUUGAGGAAUGGAAAGAUAUACAAGAUUGAAAGAAGCAAGGAUAAGGGGCCAGUUUUUACGGACUUGGGAGGGAAGAAUUUAUAUGGGAAAAAAGGAGCUCCUCCCAAAGCCUCAUUCCUCAGCUCAUUGGCCAGAAGUAUGUCGCAAUGGCACCAGCCAAAGAAAUAUGAUGUCUAGAAACUGGCUGUACCUAAAGAAGAAAAAAAAAGAAAAAAAGAAAAAAAAGAAGAAAAUAUUGGAUCUUUUUGCCCAGUAUUUGAGAUUUAAUGGGCAUCAAGGGCUUCAGAAGCAAGAUUAUUGUGGAGUAUUUAGAUUGCGCUGCCAAUCCAUUUACAGAUUGAUCAAAGUGCUUAGGAAUUUUUGCUUCAUUCUUUAAACCCCAUUCAAUCAAUUUGAUUAUUCCUCAUCACCCACCUUGUUUGGGCUGAUUUUGUAAUUUUUUUUACUUUUGUUUUGUUUUGUUAUGGGUCCAUACACAGUUCAAAAUUCAUAAUGUUAGACAUUAGAGUUAUGAUUCCCAUCCUCUUCUUUCUUGGAGGCUGACGAUUUGUUAUCUUUUCGUUCA